AUGGGGACAGACUUGAAGUUCAGUACUGCAUUUCACCCCCAAAUUGAUGGUCAAUCAGAAUGGACCAAUCAAAUCUUUGAGGAUAUUUUGCGUGCUUGCGUAUUGGAUUUCAAGGGAAGUUGGAUCCAAUACCAACCUUUGAUUGAGUUGGCUUACAACAAUAGUUACCAGGCCACUAUUGGAAUGUCACCCUAUGAAGCACUCUACCGACAAAAAUUCACCCAAAAAAGAGUUGGAAAGUUAGCUUACCGAGUUGCUCUACCGCCAAAUUUGGCAGGAACACAUGACGUCUUCCAUGUGUCGAUGUUAAGGAAAUACAUCCCCAACCCCGAGCUAGUAAUAGAAUAUGAACCUUUGGGAAUCGAAGAGGAGUUAACUUACGAAGAGAAGCCUAUACGAAUCUUGGAUCGCAAUGAGCAAGUUUUGCACACUAUGACAAUUCCCAUUGUGAAGGUACUAUGGCGCAAGCAUGGGGUAGAAGAAGCAUCUUUGGAAGCGGAGCAUGAUAUGAGGAAUUGCUACUCACAUUUGUUUGAAGAUCAUGUGCUUAUUCUUUAG
Molecule: messenger RNA, 558 nt
Organism: Alnus glutinosa
Lineage: Eukaryota; Viridiplantae; Streptophyta; Magnoliopsida; Fagales; Betulaceae
Exons: 2
Coding region: 1-558 (185 amino acids)
Biological process (GO): DNA integration
Molecular function (GO): nucleic acid binding
Source: RefSeq, a predicted model, not a curated record